AAAAUGUCGUACUAAAAUAUUUCUUUUCGAUGAACUGAAUUGCAUAUUAAAAAACAAAUAUAAACAAAUGGAUAAAAAUAAUUUGGAAAAAAAUGUCAGUAACCUCGUUCAAAACCUCAUUUGAUGAACCAAAAGAAGCUAUAAAAAAUAAAUGAAAUAUGCACGCAAAGUAAUAUUAAAAAAAUAUUCUAAUAAAAUAAAACGACAGAAAUAAUAAAUAAAUUCGUUUAUAGAAUUAUUUAUGAAAAGUAAAACAUUGGUGCUCGCUCAUUCAAAAACCGUAAUUAAAUAAUCACAAAAAUACUAAAAAUACUAAACAAGCUCAACUUCUGCACAUUUUUUAGUCACCAAAAAAUUAGAGCUUCGAAUCGACUCAAUAAUAGUAGUAGUCGUAGUUGUAGUACAAAAAAAAGUAAACAAAGUGAAAAUAACGCAAUAAUAGGAAUUAGUAAAACCAACUUUUUACACUGCGCGCCACGUUUCAUUCCCGAAACUCUCCUCCAUAAGCCUAUUAACGAAUCCAGCAAUUUGCUACCAAUAAAACUAUCCAAAUUUCACGGCUUUUCAGUUUCCGUAAAUAGUUGCUGAACAGCCGCAAGCAAUGAAGCAACAACAAACCACAACUAAAAGCAAAAAAGCAUAAAAUUCAAGGAAACACAACCAAUUUCGAGACGGGUGUAAAUAAUAUACAACGGGAAACAAUAAAAAGCGCAUAUACAAUCAUACAAUCACGCAAAAAAGCCACAAAAAUAAUUUGAAAAAAUUCUAGAGCCCGAAAAAGUUUUCAUCUCUCAUUGUGGCAUACCAUAAAAUGCCAAUAGCAACCAAAGCCGCCACAAAGCAAUAUACACAGUUGCAACAACAGCAACAACAAACCGCAAACACCAUGACCGCGCCUGAUGACAACAACACAACAACGCAUGCUAGCAGCAGCAGCCACAAUACCACCACAACCACAAAUGCAACAGCAAACAAUCCACACGCUCACGCUGCCGUCGCCUCUGCCGCGGCUAACCUCAACAACAGCAGCGCUGCCAAUUUGAGUGGCGGCAUUUCAUCGCUACCGCCGCUACAACCGCCACCACCUCCACCGCCUGCGCUUAGCAGCGGCAACCUGAGCAUACUGAAUGGUAGCAUUGGCAUUGCCAGCGCUCACGCCCAUGCGUCGCACACUUACGGCCAUGCACCGAGCGCUGUCAUGGCUAGUGCCACCGCCGCCGCCGCUUUCGCCGCCAAUGCCAACUCGAACUCUACCAUGCACGGCAACAACUAUAGCAUGCCAACAUACGCGAAUAUUACUGUUAUUCCCUCGAAUGCAGCUGCCCUCGCCGCCACCAACGUCCAGGCAACGAAUUCUGUCAAUGCCAAUGCACCCAUCGCCGUUUUUAUGGGUGGUUUGGCAGGCGGGGCGGCAGCAGCAACGAGUGCUGGUAGAGGUGGUGGCGGUGCUAUUGGUGUUGGCAAUACCAAUGACAACAACAACAAUAUGGAUAACACAAGCGAAGAAUCGAAUGCGGUGACAAUUUACAGGUGCCGGGCCCCAAUAGCGUCACUUGACUGCAUGGAGGAGUUCAGUGGUACGGGAGGUCAUCUUGAUUUCGGCCGUUCGAUAAGUUUGGGCUCGAAUCCGGCACUGCCGCUGCGACAUGGCUCCACACCAACGCCCGGCUUGCGCUACAAGAAUCUUGGAAAGAGCGGCUUGCGCGUCUCCAAUGUCGGUCUGGGCACGUGGCCCGUCUUUUCGCCCGGCGUUAGUGACGAACAAGCCGAGGCCAUAUUGCGUUUGGCCAUCGAGAGUGGCAUUAAUUUGUUUGAUAUCUCUGAGGCGCAUUCAGAGACGGAAAUUGGAAAGAUUUUGCAGCGCACCGGUUGGAAGAGGACCGCAUAUGUGAUUACCACAAAAGUCUACUGGAGCACUAAAUCCGAGGAACGUGGCCUUUCACGCAAGCACAUUAUCGAAUGUGUCAAGGCUAGUUUGCAACGCUUGCAAUUACAAUAUAUAGAUAUUGUGAUUAUACACAAGGCUGACGCUAUGUGCCCUAUGGAAGAAGUUGUACGCGCCAUGAACUACGUCAUACAACAAGGCUGGGCUAUGUAUUGGGGCACCGCACGUUGGUCACAAGUCGAAAUUAUGGAAGCCUACACUAACUGCCGGCAGUUCAACUGUAUUACACCCAUAGUCGAGCAAUCCGAGUAUCAUAUGUUUUGUCGUGAAAAAUGUGAACUUUAUUUACCCGAAAUGUAUAACAAAAUUGGCGUGGGCCUGAUGGCUUGGGGUCCGCUUUCGAUGGCAUUGGCCGAUACGCAAAAUGGUGAAAAGCUCUUCUUGCCAAAGGGAUCAUUCAAGACGAAAAGCCAAAGUUACUCGUGGACAGAGGACGAAAUAAACCGAAAUGCGGCCUUAUCGCCACAAGGCAGCUGGAGUAAAGACCGCGUAGAUGAGGGACGCCGACAUUGUGACCGUUUACGCGAUUUGGCAGCGCUGGCCGAGAAAUUGGGUUGCAGCCCAACACAGCUCUCCAUUGCUUGGUCACUAAAACAUGAGCCGGUACAAUGCCUGCUUUUAGGCGCAACUUCGGCGGAACAAUUGCAUCAGAGUUUGCAAUCCUUGCAACUACUGCCACGUCUCUCAACCAGCGUCAUGAUGGAGCUGGAGCGCAUAUUAGAAAACAAACCGGUGCGGCCGCCAAUGAUAUCGACGCUCGCACUUCGGUGA
Anastrepha ludens (Mexican fruit fly) is the source of this 2716-nucleotide messenger RNA. RefSeq names its product voltage-gated potassium channel subunit beta-2-like. The record is from RefSeq and is a predicted model, not a curated record. The coding region runs from base 812 to 2716 and encodes 634 amino acids. Gene Ontology annotation, molecular function: potassium channel regulator activity; transmembrane transporter binding; voltage-gated potassium channel activity. Gene Ontology annotation, biological process: regulation of potassium ion transmembrane transport; potassium ion transport. Gene Ontology annotation, cellular component: cytoplasm; voltage-gated potassium channel complex. NCBI's taxonomy places the organism in Eukaryota, Metazoa, Arthropoda, Insecta, Diptera, Tephritidae. The transcript is spliced from 7 exons.